UUUUGGCUGGUUUAGAAUUGAGCGACGUGAAGUUGGUAUGCCUGCGGCCGGGUGUUCGGUAGCGCAUUGUCGCACGUUCUUGCCGCUGACUUCAGCGCGUGUAUUUAGUUUACUGCAGUUUACGAUACGAGGCCGAGGAGUGCGAGCGGUUCGGACUUUUGGCGGUGCACAUCGGUGCGUAAAAUGCGAUCUGGUUGUGACGGUGAACGACUCGCUGAGUGCUAGUCGCAGUCGCUUCCUCCUCGGCCACAGGGUAGUGAGACUCAAAGUGGAAGAAAACGGCGGGGAUAUACGGCGGACGAAAAAGAGAGAGUAUGCGACCGCGCCUCUGCGACGUUACUCGGUGUGUCGAUGAGGAUGGGAAGUGUUCCGACGACGACGACGACGAGGGACGCCAGUGAGAAGUGCGAGAUAACGUCGCUGCGAUACGUGCAGUGCAUCAUCAUCGCCUAGGAAUGCUAUCGCCGUCCAAGCAGCAGUCCCAGCAGCAGCAGCAGCAGCAGCAGCAGCAGCAGCAGCAACAGCCACUGAGAGAUAGAAAGCCGUCGAGAGAGUACAAGUUCGAUCAACGAGCAUCACAUGUGCGUAUAAAAAAGGGCCAAAAACCUUUGGAAAAGAAGUCGUUCUAUUUGGACAUAAAGAACCAUGCGAUUGCGACCAAGUUAGAGGUGAAGAUCAAGGAGUUGGGCGGAACGGUUGAGGUCUUUCUAGUGCGCAGUGUGAGUGUUGUGGUCAGCGAUAGAGUGGACAAAGCGGGCUACACGAAUUCUGAGAGGCAUAAAUGGGUUUGCGGCAGCGGGGGACCACGCUCGCUCAGAAGUGUAGAAGUCACAACGCCUACUCCUACACCCCCAACGCCGCUCUUCAGCUCUGAAUGCCCCUCGUCCAACUCUGCUAAUCUACGGGGUCAAACUACCCAGAGAUCUAAAUCGCGGGUGGAUGCAAUGUUGGAACGUGCUCUGACACAGCCACAACAGUGUUCCGUGGAUCUACUAGACAACGCCCAAAGUUGGGGUAUUCCUAUCUGGUCGACGGAUAAACUUCUGACCUGGCUGGAAAAAAUCUACGUGUCUUUUCAUGAAAAAUAUAAUUUGAAGCAUCUGAAGCAAAUCAAUCAGUAUAAGCCAGAGAAAGAUUUGAAAGUUAAGAAUCUGAAAGGAUCGUACAUCAAAUUUGAAUCCUUUCGCAGGAAUACCAGACCCGUGUUCCUGGAAUUAUCAGCGUGGCCGACGUUAAACUUCGACGGUGAUCCAGGCUCGUGUCCCUUCGACACGAAGAAGCAGGUGAAGCAGGCCGGCAGAUUAAUUGGCAGAGAAGUUAAAGAGAAUAAGAAAAAUAUUGAAUACAUAAACAAGGAGGAGCAGAGUAAAGAAAUGACUCGGAGACCCCGCGCCACUGCCGCACGUGCUCGUAGAACGGAACAGUUGGUCUCUGGUUACUGUGAGAUUUGUAGUACUCGUUAUGACGAUCUGACGAAGCAUGUGCAAACCGAGCAGCAUGUAAACUUUGCGCGGAACGACGACAAUUUUUUGUCCUUGGAUAGGCUAAUCAAUGCAGGCGCUAAUGUGGAAGCGUUCCUAAAACUGAAUGGAACGAAGGAUAUAGAGAAAGACUGUAAUUUGUUCCCCAAUGAAGAUAACAAUCUUCACAAUGUAGUACUGCCCGAAGAGAAGGUAACCAAAAACACCAAGACUUUAAGCAAUUUUAGUGUCGAUGAGAUAAAAAUGGUGCAGUGUAAUGGUGCGCGCAGAAACCUUAAUUUAAAGUUGAGCUCGCCGCACAAUCUACGUGCUCGCGCGAAACACGAGAGCGGUCACCUCCUGAGGUCCAAGGGUAGCCCAUGGCACGAGGUCGAAAAGAGCGAGAAGUUCUACGACAAGUUAGAAGGCUAUACUAUCAAGAAACGUUCUAAGGGCACUAUCUGGAUCGAAGAGGAGGAUCCGGAGGACAAGUAUGCGGAGGAUAUUAUAAAGGAGCCCAAGCAGGAGGACUACAAGAUCAAACCGUUUUCGAAGGACCUCGACGAGGUAUAUCACACUAAUAAUAAGGAAGAUAAUGUCAAUAGUAAGCACAACACUGAGCCGCCGAAUCUGCAACAAACAGUGGUGCAUACACAAAACUGUAUUAUAAACUCGCGUCGUAUAUCGGAAGAUGCGGACUAUCUCAAAAGCAAGGACCACGACAAACGUAACGGUGACGAGAACUCUGGUCCUUUCGAGUGUACGAUCAACGAGAAUGACGUGGUGGAAAAUAAUUUUAUCGUGAAUAUAUCCAUGUUGUGCAAUGACGAGUCUUUUCACAGGGACAAUUGUGCACUGCAAACGAUGGAUGCGAGAAAGUUUGCGGACGAUACCGCACUCCUCGACACGACCGAUAUCGUCUGCAACGGGCAUAGCAAGAACAGCCGCAAGCUUGACCACACGGUGGUGAAGCCGUUGCAGGGGGAAAACACUCGGUACGUGAAGUCCAAGCAUCAUCCACGAGCCGGUCGAAGAGGCGGCAGGAACAUCAGAGGUCGGCACCGGUUAUCGGUGGAGGAGCGUCUGAUCGAAGACAAUCGCGCUUAUUACAAGGUCGAAGUACUGGGGAACAAGUUGCGAUCAAGCGCGAUACCAGGUAGCAAUUCGCAGCAUGCGACGUCCAAGGACGGUGAUGACGAAGAGAAGAAGGAAGAGACACCGUCCAGCGAGAAGCCAGUGGUUGUUAGAUUCAAGCGUGUGAGGAAGUCGGAAUUGUCGCUACUCAGCGACGAGGCGGAGUCCUUUAUGUUCGGCGAGCCGAAGCGGGACGAUUCCAGUGACGUUAG
Messenger RNA from Harpegnathos saltator (Jerdon's jumping ant), 2806 nucleotides. RefSeq lists its product as uncharacterized. The transcript is spliced from 7 exons. Gene Ontology annotation, cellular component: Dbf4-dependent protein kinase complex. The record is from RefSeq and is a predicted model, not a curated record. Lineage: Eukaryota; Metazoa; Arthropoda; Insecta; Hymenoptera; Formicidae. Gene Ontology annotation, biological process: regulation of cell cycle phase transition; positive regulation of nuclear cell cycle DNA replication. Gene Ontology annotation, molecular function: nucleic acid binding; zinc ion binding; protein serine/threonine kinase activator activity. The annotation marks the transcript as partial.